UAUUAAAAAGACGGACCGAAUCCUGUUAGCGAAAGCUAAGCAUUAGCCUCGCCUUUGUUUGUGUGUAGUAAUGGUGUCCCGCAAACAGACGCGGGUGUGGAAGUACGUGAACGACGGCAGUUUGAUGAAACUGAAAUCAUACCUACGGAAACACACGGAUCUGGACGUGAACUUUUCCCAGGGUAAGAGGCAGAGGAGCCCGCUGCACCUGGCCUGCAGUCAGGGGGACGAUGCUGUUCUGCGGCUUCUGCUGAAACACGGAGCCGAUGUUCUCCAGAGGGACCGCAAAGGGGACACGGCACUACACGUCGCGGCCAAUAGAGCUCUUAAACACGGAAAAACGGCGUUUGAUGACCUGGUGGUGCCUCUGAGAAAGCGCUGCCCUGAAGCCCUAAACGUCCAAAACAGAGCCGGAGUCACACCGCAAGACCUGCUGAACUGGAUGAAACAUCCAGAGGCUGAAGAAAACAUGAGCCAUCCACGUGAAGCAGACCCUGAGAAGGAAUUCCUGGAGAAGCUGUUUGACGAAUGCGAGGAUGAAUUUUAUGAAACCUUUGGAGUAUAUGAUGCUGAUGACUUUCUUCCCGUUGAUGAUGACGAAGAAGACUUUGGGGACUGGGCUGAUCGCAUCCGGAAGGAAUUCUAUGAUAAAAAACACACCCAGGCCCAGAGACUCGCGGCCUCAUCUUCUGGGUGGAAAAGAAGCAAGAGUAAACGAGAGAUGGAGGAAGAAGAGCGAAGCCGCAAGGAGCUGCACAAAAGGCUGCAGAAGGAGCACGAGGAAUAUCUGGCUCGUGCAGCUCGCAAAGAGGAGGAGACUCAGCGUGGCAAGAAGCAGCAGUACGAUGAGAGGUGCGCGGCGACCUUUCAGGGUGGCGCCUCGGCAGGCAGCACGAAGCUGAGCUUCGGUGACAUCCCCUGGCCGGCUCCGAGAGGUACGGUCCAGGAGAUGAUCGAGGUCAUGCUGCAUGGUGUGGACCGAAAGGACGUACCGGCGUUUCGCAAAGCGCUUCGAAAGCAGCAAGCGCUGUGGCACCCCGAUAAAUUCGCGCAGCGAUGUGAAGCUCGAUUGGAGGAGAAGGACAAACAGAAGAUCCUGGAUACAGUCACCGCUCUGUCACAGGAGCUCAACAGACUGGCUCAGAGUUUGAAGACUUGAAAAUCACACCAUGAACGUUAUAUGUGCUCUUCUUGAAAUCCUGUAUGUGUGAAAAGAACCACUGUCACCUAUUUGUGUAGUACUAACACUACCGAACAGAGGACGCAAGCACCAGCUUUUAUCUUGCAGGUGAAUGAGCUCUGCUGAAAACAAGCAAAACUGCUGUGAGCUCAUAUCUGCAUUUACAAACAUUCAGAAGAGCCAUUUAUUCAUAUUGACUGAUGCAACAAUCCUAUAUGGAAAAUGGAGCUUUAAAAAAAAUACAGUAAUUGUAAAUUGUAUGUGUAUCUAAAAAAUAAGUUACCAGUUUUCAGUUUUCCAUACAACAUAAUUCCAGAACUCAGGAGACACCUGUCCAUAAGACUCUGAGGAGAUCAAAAGAUGCACAGUCAUGACAUGUUGGUUGGUUUGUUUUUCUGCCCAUUUGAUCAAAGAAUAAACUUAAUAUAUUGUUUUACUGUA
Molecule: messenger RNA, 1621 nt
Organism: Pundamilia nyererei
Lineage: Eukaryota; Metazoa; Chordata; Actinopteri; Cichliformes; Cichlidae
Gene: nfkbil1
Product: nuclear factor of kappa light polypeptide gene enhancer in B-cells inhibitor-like 1
Exons: 4
Coding region: 71-1159 (362 amino acids)
Biological process (GO): negative regulation of canonical NF-kappaB signal transduction
Molecular function (GO): protein binding
Source: RefSeq, a predicted model, not a curated record